AUCGAGCGCGCGGAGGUUCUUUUUGUUUGAUUUCCGGAGCUUGCGGUAAAUUUAACCACAUCAACAAAGCUGAGCAAGGCAAGACGCGGGAAAGCAAAAGCCGAGGGAUCGGAGAUCCCUGUUCUUCAUGCAUCACCCUCUUGAGCAUCAUGCACAGGAGACAUCUUCAGGAAAUUCCAGAUUUGGGGAGCAACAUCACUACAAGUAUCCCAUGGAGCUGGCAUCCCAACAAGACUUCAGGUCUCCUCUCAGGCAUGGGAGUGUCUCCUCUUAAACUGGACAGUGAGAACACCCCCCAGGAUCUGUUGAUGUGUGUGGGUCCACCCACCAAGCGUCAGAAAGUGAGGGAAACCAAAUUUGUGAUUAUCCACCAGCCUAGACUGCUUCAAGAAAAAGUCGCAGGUGUUUCUUGGGAUACUUUGCCAGAUGAACUGCUGUUGGGAAUCUUUUCCUAUCUAAACUUGACUGAUUUGCUGAAAGUUUCCCAGGUUUGUCAGAGAUGGCAUCGCCUUUCGCUUGAUGAGUCGCUGUGGCAGAGUCUUGAUCUUGCAGGUAAAAAUCUUUUGCCAGGAGUGAUUGGCCAAUUGUUACCCUUGGGAAUAACCGCCUUCCGCUGUCCAAGGUCCUGCAUUGGGACACCUUUGUUUAAAACAAGCAGGGCUCUUUGUGUGCAACAUCUGGAUUUAUCGAAUUGUUCAAUAAAGGUUAUAGAUCUUGAGGGUAUCAUUGGCAGAUGCCAGAGUCUGCAGAAUCUCAGCCUAGAAGGUCUCAUACUUUCUUCGGAUAUAGUUAGAAGUAUAGCACAAAACCCCAACUUGGCCCGGCUAAACUUAUCUGGAUGUUCUGGAUUCUCUGCAGAUACUGUGGAAGUGUUGUUGAAAAGCUGUCUGAGGUUAGAAGAAUUGAAUUUAGGCUGGUGUGAUUUCACAGCUGAGCAUUUGAAGAACGUAGUCAGUCAUAUUCCUUCCAAACUAUUGCAAUUGAACCUUAGUGGAUACAGGCAGAAUCUCCUGAUCUCAGAUGUUAAAACAUUACUAGAGAGAUGUUCUGGUCUAAUUCAUUUAGAUUUGAGUGACAGUGUUAUGUUGAAGCCUGAAUGCUUUGCCUACUUCCACCGACUCACACGCCUUGAACACUUAAGUCUUAGUCGAUGCUAUCAAAUACCUCCCGCUGCUUUACUUGAGCUUGGUGAAAUUGCUACGCUCAAAACGCUGCAAGUUUUUGGAAUAGUGACUGCCAAUUCCCUACAGCUCUUAAAGGCGACGCUUCCGCAUAUAAAGAUCAAUACCUCCUAUUUUUCACCAAUUGCAAGGCCGACCAUUGGCUGCAAAAAGAACCAAGAAAUUUGGGGAAUCCAAUGCAAACUGAACUUGAGAAAUCUGGCUGGGGUUUAAUACAUCUCAAAAGACUCUUUGACUUCUACCAACAGCAUCAUGAGUUCCUCAAGUCUUCACUGUGGGGUUCUUGGCAUUCCGUUUUAACCUCAUAAUUUGCAGAUUUACCGACCUGAUUUUACCAGUUUAUGACCAAAUGCUAUCAAGUAUUUUACAAGUUGUAUUUUUUAAUGUUUUAUGUUCCAUGACUUAUGCUGAGGCCUAUCCAAGGAACGCUAAUCAUGCGCAAAUAGUUGCCGUGCAAUAUGCAUGCUUUCUUUGUGGAAACAUUUUUUUUAAAGGUAGCUCUAGUUAAUAAAACUUGUCCAAGUGUU
Molecule: messenger RNA, 1708 nt
Organism: Pseudonaja textilis
Lineage: Eukaryota; Metazoa; Chordata; Lepidosauria; Squamata; Elapidae
Gene: SKP2
Product: S-phase kinase associated protein 2
Molecular function (GO): protein binding
Source: RefSeq, a predicted model, not a curated record